AUGAUCAUAAAAAAAUGUCGAGGUGACCUGUCGAUAUACGCGAAAGCUGAACAUCGUGAUUUUAUAAUCUUGGAGGACGCGAGUGGUCGCUACACGUCGAUGUUCUACUGGGGCAACAACUACUGGACGGGGUCCGCCGAGCUGUGCCAGGUGCUCAACGACCAGCACGACGCCAGUCCCGUCAAACAGUAUAACAGUAAGUAUUCAACCGCUACACGUCGAUGUUCUACUGGGGCAACAACUACUGGACGGGGUCCGCCGAGCUGUGCCAGGUGCUCAACGACCAGCACGACGCCAGUCCCGUCAAACAGUAUAACAAAAGCGACGGUUCUAUUUUCGGCCAAUGGCGGGACGACGUUUCGAUGUCCGGGUCAGGGCCGCCCUUUUGCGACUGCCUUUUACAACGUGCGAAUGGUGAUCACCACUGAUCAACACGAACUUAUCAAAACGCGUCGUACAUUACACCUGGGGCUCUGCUUCCCGCGUUCCUGUUCAAGAGAGCAGGUCGGCACACUGAUAGAUGCAGUGCACUCCCCCGUCCUCCGUCAUACCGUGGUGGCCGUUCGUUCCCCGCAGCACGGCGGGUACACGUACAUUGAGGACCCAACCUUCCAAGUGUUAUUGGGUGUAUGCAUCGCUCUGGCUGUGCUGCUGGUGAUAGCGACGGUGUACGACAUGCGGCUGGGGCGCGCAGUGCGCAGGAGUAGACGCCGCGCCGCCAACAUGGCCGCCGACGCAACUGCCACGGACCUCAAGCUUGACAUCAGUACACUCGACGCCAUCACACACGCUUCUGGCAAAUCGAUGUACAACGUGAACAACAACAUAGCUAUCAAUAGUAACACGUCUGAAGAGCGCCUCACUGCCGAAACGGCCUCCAACGAUGGCGAGAUUAAACUAAGUGUGUGGUCGGAGUUACUGCUGUCGUUCUCGAUGAAGGCGAACGUGCUGCAGAUCUUCGACCAGUCGGUGGGCGCGGACACGGUGCCCGUGGUGCACGGCCUGCGCUCGCUCUCCAUGAUCUGGGUCAUAUUCGGACACACCUGCAUCGUCGUCUUCAAGUACGCAGACAACACAGCACUGAGAGCAAUCCUGGAGAAAAGUUUCUGGUUCCAACUCAUCAUAAGCGCGGUUUACAGCGUCGACACUUUCUUCUGUCUUGGUGGCAUGCUCGUGUCAUUCCUGUACUUCCGCACCAACGCUAAUGGCAAACUGGACUUAUUGACGAAAGGACGAAGGACUAUAACCUCCGGGGUGCUGCAGUUUCUCGGACUCAUCGGCUACAGAUUUGCCAGAUUGACGGCUCCGUACCUGUUCAUGCUCGGCGUUGUGGAGGUGACGAUGAAAUGGUUUGCGCACAACGCGGUGUUCGAGCCGCCGGCGCCUGAUCACGUGACCUGUCCGCAGUACUGGUGGCGCAACCUGCUGUACAUCAACACACUCUUCCCCGUCGAGCAGAUGUGUAUGCUUUGGAGUUGGUAUUUAUCCGAUGACACACAGUUCUACGCAGUGAGCGCUAUACUACUCAUUUUGGCGACGAGUCACUUUAAAGUGUCGGUUAUUUUGACGGGCGUGUUCUUCCUGUCGUCUCUGGUGACGACGGGAUACGUGUCGUGGAGCAGCGAGCACGUUCCCAGCGGGGAAGAUCCCUUCACUCAGUUCGAUAAAAUCUACGAUAAGCCCUGGACGAGACUGGGGCCCUACCUCGUUGGCAUGGCCACUGGAUGGAUACUAUUCAAGACUAACUUAAAGAUUAAAAUGAAUAGAAUAUGGGCGUACGUGGGGUGGGCUGUGUGCACGGGGACGCUGCUGUUUUUGAUCUUCGGGCUGUACAGCACGCAGCUGAACGUGGCCGCGGCUGCUGUGUACAGCGCGCUGUCGCACUCGCUGUGGGCCGCCUGCAUCGGCUGGAUCAUCAUCGCGUGCUCCACGGGACACGGCGGCUGGGUGCAUCCGCUGCUCUCCGCGCCGAUCAUGUACCCGUUCUCGCGCGUGACGUACUGCGCGUACCUGGUGCACCCAGUGGUGCUGCGCUACGUGGCCAUGCACCUCACGCAUCCCAUACACCUGGGCGAGCUGCUCGUUUUCGUACUGUUCCUGGGCUUGACUGUGAUGUCUUACUUCUUCGCUUUCUUGAUCUCCAUCGCUUUCGAGGCGCCCAUCGUCACUAUGCUCAAGAUUCUUUCUCCGCAGAAGAAACCUCACAGAGUCUGA
Molecule: messenger RNA, 2214 nt
Organism: Parnassius apollo (apollo)
Lineage: Eukaryota; Metazoa; Arthropoda; Insecta; Lepidoptera; Papilionidae
Source: the annotation of a GenBank genome assembly